This is a messenger RNA of Pseudogymnoascus verrucosus, 1391 nucleotides long. RefSeq names its product S-adenosylmethionine transporter (gene PET8). The transcript has a single exon. The record is from RefSeq and is a predicted model, not a curated record. Bases 297 to 1202 code for a protein of 301 amino acids. NCBI's taxonomy places the organism in Eukaryota, Fungi, Ascomycota, Leotiomycetes, Thelebolales, Thelebolaceae. Gene Ontology annotation, molecular function: S-adenosyl-L-methionine transmembrane transporter activity. Gene Ontology annotation, cellular component: mitochondrial inner membrane.
CCCCACCAUUCCAGCAUUAUCCCCUCAAUUCUAUCAUAGCUCCACUUCGGUGUUCGCCAUACUGCGGCGGGAUGCGUGCAUGCCUAAACACUGUCGCGUGCUGAUGUCCGGGAUAUCGCGUUUGGCGGCUAUCGAUAACCCGGCAUCCCCACAAUCGUCAUGGGCUCCCGAGAUAAAUUUACAGUGCACGCUCUCCCCCUUCCUCAACAACUCAUGAGGGCUACGGCCUUCCUCCCCUUCACAAUUCAACCUAGUCACUCAUUCCCCCUCCUCCCCCGCCCACCAAAUCACCGAAAAUGUCGACCUCAACAAAUACCUCCUUCACCUCCGCCCUCUUCUCCGGCGCCCUAGCAGGCACCACAGUCGACCUCUCCCUCUACCCCCUCGACACCCUUAAAACCCGUCUCCAAUCCCCCCUCGGCUUCCGCGCCGCCGGCGGCUUCCACGGCAUCUACGCCGGCGUCGGCUCCGCCAUCGUCGGCUCCGCCCCCGGCGCAUCCCUCUUCUUCGUAACCUACGAAAACACCAAAUCCUUCCUCUCCUCGCGGCGCAUCGCGCGCGACGCCCUCGACCCCGCCUCCCCCGCAGCACACGAAUGGGAAGCCCCGAUGGAACACAUGAUGGCCGCGUCGCUGGGCGAGAUCGCCGCAUGCGCAGUCCGCGUGCCGACGGAGGUGGUGAAGCAGCGCACGCAGGCGCGGCAGUUCCCGUCGUCGCUGGCGGCGCUGUCGUCGAUUCUGAGCCAGCGCGCGGCCAUUGGGGUGCCGGGUGUGUGGAGGGAGUUGUAUCGCGGGUGGAGUAUUACGAUUUUCCGCGAGGUGCCGUUUACGGUUAUCCAGUUCCCGUUGUGGGAGGCGAUGAAGAAGUGGAGGUUGAGGACUACGGGGAGGGAUGGGGGGAGGGGGAAGAUUAGGGCGUGGGAGAGUGGGUUGGCGGGGAGUAUGGCGGGGGCGACGGCGGCGGGGAUUACGACGCCGUUGGAUGUGCUGAAGACGAGGAUGAUGCUGGCGAAGGAGAAGACGGGGAUGUUUGUCCUGGCGAGGCAGAUAUUGAGAGACGGUGGACCCAUGGCCUUCUUUUCUGGGAUCGGGCCAAGGGUUAUGUGGAUUAGCAUUGGAGGCGCUAUCUUCUUGGGAAGCUACCAGUGGGCAUAUAAUGCGUUGGAAGGGAAGGCAGUACAAAAGCGAGAGGAGGCGAUAUGAGAAUCAGGUGGGAUAUGUGUAUAGUUGUAUCAUUAUUGGGCGGGAAUGCAUAUAGAUGGCGCAAGCAAUGAUAGGAAUAGCAUUGAGGUGAUAGUCAUUACACGUCCCGCGUCUUUGGCAUAUAGACAUGAUAAGUAGCUCUCCCCAAGAUCAGGGAGCUAGAACAGGAUACACGCCUCUCAAGGCUCU